Molecule: messenger RNA, 2822 nt
Organism: Heteronotia binoei (common prickly gecko)
Lineage: Eukaryota; Metazoa; Chordata; Lepidosauria; Squamata; Gekkonidae
Gene: KLHL23
Product: kelch like family member 23
Exons: 4
Coding region: 553-2229 (558 amino acids)
Molecular function (GO): protein binding
Source: RefSeq, a predicted model, not a curated record
AGAAGCCGCCUUCUGUCCUCUCUCCCUUUCCCCAGAAGCAGCCGAGCGCGCCUUGUGUUGGCGCCUCUUCCCUGCUUGCCUUUUGCAGGGCAAAUGAGAGCACUCGCCCUGCACUCUUUCGCUGGUCGCCCAGCAGCGGCAACCUCAACAAGCAGGUGGAGUCCAAGUUGGUCACCUGCUGUGAACCACCAGCACGCCGCCAAGCAGCUUGAUUUGACCUCUGCGAGGUUUGUUGGCACCGCCAGAGGAAGGGGGCGGGGGCGUGGGUCAUCCCGCAAUUUAUUGACUCUCCAGAGUGGGAGAGAAAAUCACUUUGAGGCUCGCUGACGAGCCACAUGGGACAGCGGGGCACGCGCUCCCACAAUGCCCCACGACCAAUCCUAGCCGGUGACAAAUAUAUAUGUGGGUUGGGGGAGCUCUGCUUGCGAGUUGCCUUUGAUUGCCAGCCGGCGCCCUCCUACCUGCCCGCCUUUGUUUUCGAUUUCCAAAGCUCGACCAAGCGCGGGGCUGCUGCUGCUGCGGCUACCUGGGCAAUUGAUUUGGAGAGCAGCGAUGGCAUUGACCGGGCAGGAGGAAUAUACCUAUCUAUAUAAAGACCUCUCUCAUCCUGUGGAGUUCUUAGAUGCCUUCAGAACAUUCUACCUGGAUGGUUUAUUUACUGAUAUUACUCUUCAGUGUGCUUCAGGCAUGAUUUUCCAUUGCCAUAAGGCUGUGCUGGCUGCUUGUAGCAACUAUUUUAAGGCUAUGUUCACUUCUGACAUGAAAGAAAAGUCUAAGAACCAGAUCAAGCUUUCCGGGCUCAGUCCCACUACUCUGGAAUCCCUUGUGGUUUAUACAUACACAUCAGAGAUUCAGAUAACAAAAAGAAACGUUCAAAGCCUCCUCCAAGCUGCAGACCUCCUCCAGUUUACCUCAGUAAAGAAAGCCUGUGAACAGUUUUUGAUAAGGCACUUGGACAUUGACAACUGCCUGGGGAUGCACUCCUUUGCAGAAUACCAUGUCUGUUCAGAGCUAGAGAAGGAAUCUAGAAGGAUAUUGCUAUCUCAAUUUGAAGAAGUGUGCAGGCAGGAAGAGUUUCUGGAAAUCAGUGGUGAGAAACUUCAGCUCAUUCUCUCCAGAAAGAAUCUCAGCCUUUGGAAAAAAGAUGCCGUGAUAGAGCCAAUUAUUAAGUGGAUAUCUUAUGAUGUGGACAAAAGAACUGAGUACAUUUAUGAUCUGCUGAGCUGUCUGGAAAUGGCUUUAGACAAAAUGUAUUUGAGGUCAGCCUUAAGCUUGCACAAGAAAUGCCGGUUAAAUGAAAACAAGAUUAGGUCUCUAAUACACAAUGCCCUGAGCCAUAACCCCAAAGCAGCCUCUGCAAGGUCGACAGCUGUUAUGUACGUGAUUGGAGGAUAUUAUUGGCAUCCUUUAUCAGAGGUGCAUAUAUGGGAUCCUAUCGCCAAUACCUGGAUCCAGGGUGCAGAUAUGCCAGACCAUGCGAGGGAAAGUUAUGCAGUCACUAGUUUGGGACCCAAUAUUUAUGUCACAGGGGGUUAUAGAACAGACAAUAUAGAAGCCCUUGAUGUAGUGUGGAUCUACAACUGUGAAGCUGAUGAAUGGACUGAAGGCUGCCCUAUGCUGAAUGCAAGGUACUAUCACUGUGCGGUUACCUUGAAUGGCUGCAUCUAUGCUUUAGGGGGUUACAGAAAAGGAGCUCCAACUGAAGAAGCAGAAUUUUACGAUCCUUUAAAAAAUAAAUGGAUCCCCAUUGCAGACAUGAUCAAAGGAGUUGGAAAUGCCACUGCCUGCGUCCUGAAUGAAAUCAUCUAUGUCAUCGGAGGUCACUAUGGUUACCGGGGAAGCUGCACUUACGACAAAGUUCAGAGUUAUCACUUGGACAUUAAUGAAUGGAGCACAGUCACCACUAGCCCGCAUCCAGAGUAUGGAUUGUGUUCCAUCGCACUGGAAAACAAGCUCUAUCUUGUGGGUGGACAAACCACAAUUACAGAUUGUUAUGAUCCAGAGAAAAAGGAAUGGAAACAGAAGGCCGAUAUGAUGGAAAGAAGGAUGGAGUGUGGAUCUGUCGUGAUGAAUGGUUUCAUCUACAUAACAGGAGGUUAUUCUUCUUCUAAAGGAUCGUAUUUGCAAAAUAUUGAGAAAUAUGAUCCUGAAUGUGAUAAAUGGGAAAUUGUGGGCAAUCUUCCCAGCGCGAUGCGUUCACAUGGUUGUGUCUGUGUGUACAAUGUGUAAGACAGAAUACCACUUUUGUGAUAAGAAACUGCUAAAUGCUAUGGAAAUCUAGAACUGGAAGAAGACCACCUAAUGGUGCAGUUUUGCAUGGACUUUUCUAAUGGAUCCACAUGGUUAUCAGCAAUUGUGGACUCCUAAAUUUUGUGGGUUGUAUCCUGUCAUUCCACUUAGAUAAGCCCAAUAGGUAUAUGUACUACAUAUGAUUUUAAAAUGCUUUUACUAGGAUACCCUUAUAUUUAAAUGCAACAUAAUAGAAUGCAUCUCCCUUAUUAUAGGGCCAUGGGAAGUAAGACAGAUACAUGACCUUGGUCCUGAUGAGGUGAAGAUUUCUGUUCCUACUGUGCAUAAAUCACCUGCUCCAGACAAAACAUGGAAGAUAAAUAUAUUUGCAUGGUUUGGCCAUUUCCAGAUGAAUGCGUUUCAUAUUUGUAAAUCAUUUUGCAGAUCACUUUUGUAUUCCACAUUUAGAAAUUAUUCAUUUUGGUUUUUCCUUAACGGUUGAAGCAAACUGUGAUACAGGCCUCAAGAUAAGUUAUUAACGUAUUGUUAUUUAAUUUGGCCUGCUUAACUCUAAAAUAAAGGAUUUUAUCUAA